UUCCAGAAGCCGCAAUUGACACACUUCGAUCCUCUGUCCCCAGCGUGGUGCUGAGCAACGACACGUCCAUCUUCCACAGCCGGAUACCCGCGAGGCGACACCAGCGCUGCAAGGAGCGCAGGCCGGGGUCGCAAGGAGAGCCGGCACCGCGGGGUCCCGGGGACAGCCCCGUCAGGCGGCACCGAGGGACCCACGUCACGGGUCCCCGGCAGCCCGUGCCGCGGGGUCCGGAGGAGACGGACGGUCCCUCGCCCGUGGGAGAAGCGACGCCGGCGGCUCGGGGGUCUGCAGCGGUGCCCGGCCCUCUCUCCAGGACCUCCGCCCGAAAGAAGGGUCCUUGGGGACGGCGGCCGCGCCCGCUGGAGAGGAGGGAGUGCUUGCCCACACCGCGCUGAGGAAGUGGCCGCGGCUGCGAGCGAAAACGAGGAAGCGGCGGAUCCGGCGGCUAUGAGAGAGGGUCCUGCCCCGCUCCGGCCUUAGCCCGCACGGUUCGGCCCACCAGAGCCGACCGCCCGAGGGCUGCCUGCCGGAAGGAGGCGGCGGCGCGGAGCCGAGGGACCCCGAGGCAGCGAUACAGUAUUCUAGGUUUGCUACUUGGAAAAGAAAAAACCAUGGCUUCCAACACAUCAAACCCUGCUAACCAUUUGCCAUACUUCUUUGGUAAUAUCACACGUGAAGAUGCUGAGGAGUAUCUGAUGCAGGGAGGAGCAAGUGAUGGACUAUACUUGCUCCGCCAAAGCCGGAAUUACCUGGGGGGCUUUGCCCUAUCCUUGGCCCAUGGAAGGAAGGUUCACCACUAUACAAUUGAGAGGGAGCUGAGUGGCUCCUAUGCUAUUGCAGGAGGCAAGUCACAUGCCAGUCCUGCUGAACUCAUUAACUAUCACUCAGGGGAAGCGGAUGGCCUUAUCUGUCUACUGAGAAAACCUUUCAACCGGCCACCGGGCGUUGAACCCAAAACAGGACCCUUCGAAGAUUUGAAAGAGAACCUCAUCAGAGAGUAUGUCAAGCAGACUUGGAAUUUGCAGGGGCAGGCUCUUGAACAAGCUAUCAUUAGUCAGAAGCCUCAGCUGGAGAAACUGAUUGCCACUACAGCCCAUGAGAAGAUGCCGUGGUUCCAUGGGCGGAUCUCUCGGGAGGAGUCAGAACACCGUAUCCUCAUUGGCUCAAGAAACAAUGGAAAAUUUCUUAUUCGAGAAAGGGACAGCAAUGGUUCCUAUGCCCUGUGCCUAUUGAAUGAUGGAAAAGUACUGCACUAUCGUAUUGACAGAGAUAAGACAGGAAAACUCUCCAUACCAGACGGAAAAAGAUUUGACACCCUGUGGCAGUUAGUUGAGCAUUAUUCAUACAAACCAGAUGGAUUAUUAAGGGUUCUUACCAUUCCUUGUCCUCAACAUGGCUCAGAAAAUGAUAAUCUUGGUUUUAAUACUCAUCCUUCUUCUGGAACACUUCCUAAGAGUUGGGCAGGAGGUGGAAUUAUCUCAAGACUCAAAUCGUACACCUUCCCAAAGGCUGGCAGCAAAAAGCUUCAGUCAACUAUCGGCCACCCACCAGAAGAAGCACCUUUCAAUCCAUAUGUGCUGCAAAGGAGCAGAGGCCUUACAGGAGCAGAAAGAGGUGAUCAGAGAGAGGCCUUACCCAUGGAUACUGAGGUCUAUGAAAGUCCAUAUGCCGAUCCAGAUGAAAUUAAACCAAAAAAUGUCACUCUUGACAGGAAAUUGUUGACUUUGGAGGAAGGUGAACUUGGCUCUGGCAACUUUGGUACUGUAAAGAAAGGUUUCUAUAAGAUGAAAAAGGGUGCCAAGCCUGUUGCUGUAAAGAUUCUGAAGAACGAGAGUAAUGAUCCAGCCAUAAAGGAUGAGUUACUGAGAGAAGCAAAUGUAAUGCAGCAACUGGAUAACCCAUAUAUUGUCCGAAUGAUAGGUAUAUGUGAAGCUGAGGCCUGGAUGUUAGUAAUGGAAAUGGCUGAACUUGGGCCAUUGAACAAAUUUUUGCAAAAAAAUAGACAUGUCACAGAGAAGAAUAUAACAGAGCUGGUGCAUCAGGUUUCCAUGGGGAUGAAAUACCUGGAGGAGAAUAAUUUUGUUCAUAGGGAUCUGGCUGCAAGAAAUGUGCUCUUAGUCACCCAACAUUAUGCCAAAAUUAGUGACUUUGGACUUUCUAAAGCUCUAAGUGCUGAUGAAAGUUAUUACAAGGCACAAAGUCAUGGAAAAUGGCCAGUCAAAUGGUAUGCUCCAGAAUGCAUGAAUUUCUACAAAUUUUCUAGCAAAAGUGAUGUCUGGAGCUUUGGGGUUUUAAUGUGGGAAGCUUUCUCUUAUGGACAAAAACCAUAUAAGGGAAUGAAAGGUGGUGAAGUUGCACAGAUGAUUGAAAGAGGAGAACGAAUGGAACGUCCUGAAGUCUGCCCAACAGAAGUCUAUAGUCUAAUGAAAUUGUGUUGGACAUACAACGUUGACGACCGGCCAGGAUUUGUUGCAGUGGAGAUGAGAUUACGCAACUACUAUUAUGACAUUUCUCACUAACAGCGUGGGGAGCAGCAGCUUCCUCGUCUCCAGCCAGCACCCUCUAAGAAGCAGCACAUUUUCCAAAACCAAGCAACCUCGAUUUUUGUGCUUCUGUUUUCAACCUGAAAAGCUCAGAGCUGAGCCUUGUGUCUGUAAGGUUGUCUUUUCUUACCCCAGAAAGAGUUCUGGAGGAGAAACAGUCUCAAAGUGCGCAGCAAGGAUGUUGGACAAGAUGCUUAUACUUUUGCUACAUUCAAUUUAAUUUUAUUUACAGCUUUAUUUGCAUUAUAUUUUGCAGUCCUGUAAAAUCUAUUUAAUGACUUUUAGCCCUCUUCCUCUCCUAUAUUGGAAUGCAGAUUGGAAUUUAAAUUCUUCUCAUCAACAUUAUGAGCCUUUAAAUAUAUUUAGUUGUUCUGGCCUUCCCUUUCCUCAAGGAAGAAUAGCAUAAACAUUUCUCACUAUGAAUCAAAUUCACUGUGCAAGUGUGUCAUAUGCUUUGACUGACAGUGUGUUUGAUUUUAUCACCAAGCCCCUUUAAACCAAAUCACAUUAUUCCUAGUAGUAAAGUAAGCAGAGGGGAAGUGAGAGUUCUGACUUUCUAACAUCAUCCCAUCCUUUAAAUGUGACCAUUUUCUUUUGUUCCUCAGCCCAGCUGUUCCUCAGGGAGUUUUUUUUACCUAGUGAAAACUGGGAACUCAGAGGCUUGAUCUCAUCUUGGAAGAAAACAUAAGAGCACCCAAGAUGGUUCUGUAUUUUAACAUAAACUCCAACACUGCUUUCCUGAAAAUACACCUGUGAUGGAGCAGCUCUUACCUUUCUCUGUGCUCUUCCAUCCUUCUCCAGACAUAUUUUUUCUAUGUAUCUGUCUGGGUAUACUAUAGCUCCUGUGUUGUAUUUUGGCAGCAAGCAUUUCUGUCUUUUCUUCAAACCUUUCUUUAAAAAGCAUAUGAGAAUUUCACCACACCUUACCCCCUCUAAAUUUAAAUUUCACAUCUAGUUCAAAUAUUUUAUAAUGAGCAUGUGGACAACAAGAUUACUAGCUCCAAAAUCUUAGUAUUUGUCCCGUGAAACAAAUCUCAGUGGGCAUCUCAGGAAAAGGCAUUCUUCUUAUCACUUUUCUGUGACGUAGUGUGCAUCUCCAUUAAAUUGGAAGUAUAGUAGAGUAAUUACAAAUCAUGGAAUCAAUUUCUGAUUCUGUUUUAACCCUUACGCUUUGCUUGCUCAACCUCAUUUUAAAUAUUAUCAAUAGAGACAUUUCUAUCACUUAUUACUUACAAGCAGCUAUUUUAUUGUAAUUUGCAUGUAUCUCAGGAAUCUGCUUACAUUUUGUCUGCUAGAUAUAGAGAUCUUAGAAGAAUAUAAAGAAUAAGAUUUAGAGUUAGAUAUAUUUAUUGCAUAUGGCUGGUUAGUGUAUACAUGUUUAAUUUUUGUGUUAACAGAGUAUGCUUAGAGAUGCAGUGGUUGGUAUUUUUUUUUCCUCUAGUAAUUAAAUUGUGUGAGCAAUUAAACUGAGAAAGGGUGAAAUAAUUUUCAUAAAAGGCAGGACUAUAAAAAAAUAUAGAAGCUACUGGUUUUUUGGGGUUUUUUUUGCUUUUUAUGGUCUAUUUGUUAAAUAAUAUCCGGUGCCUUUUAGUAGUUUAGUCUUGGCUGUCCAGUGCAAGGCACCAGAAGCUACUGGAAGAUACUGAGUGUAAUAGACUGUGUUUCAAAUGUGACCAAACGUGAUUUGCCUUGAAGAUGAUUUACUUUUGUUUUGUUUUUAAGAAACAUUUUUCUACAAGACCAGCUUCUGUAGAAGUUAGCCAUGGUUAUACAUAGGUGUUUAGUCACUUUAGUUAUGUUGCAGAGAUUUUGUUAUCUCUACAGGUGCAAUUAGUACAGUUAUGGGGAUAUUAGCUAUAAACAAAUUGCACAAAUCUCUAUGAACCAGUGAGUGACAGUACUCAGUUUUCCAGAAUGAGAGAUAUAUUCAUCUCUGACUCUCACUCUCUUUAAAAGUGAUGUCUGACAUAACAAACCUAGAGAAUGAUUUCUUCUCUUCUGAGUGAAUGUCAACAUCACUUUCUGGAGUUACUUGAUUAUUUUUAACUUCACUAUUACAUAAUAAAAGUUUACAAUGAGAAUAUAAAGUAUCCUGAAAUAAAUGGAUUCGGUUUUAACAUUUUAAUUAAAGAUACUUUUACAAAA
Molecule: messenger RNA, 4688 nt
Organism: Haemorhous mexicanus (house finch)
Lineage: Eukaryota; Metazoa; Chordata; Aves; Passeriformes; Fringillidae
Gene: SYK
Product: spleen associated tyrosine kinase
Exons: 14
Coding region: 612-2519 (635 amino acids)
Biological process (GO): B cell receptor signaling pathway; protein phosphorylation; neutrophil activation involved in immune response
Cellular component (GO): cytoplasm; extrinsic component of cytoplasmic side of plasma membrane
Molecular function (GO): ATP binding; non-membrane spanning protein tyrosine kinase activity; signaling receptor binding
Source: RefSeq, a predicted model, not a curated record